Messenger RNA from Pseudopipra pipra, 5791 nucleotides. It is a transcript of the gene PKP1, whose product is annotated as plakophilin 1. The transcript is spliced from 14 exons. Gene Ontology annotation, biological process: cell-cell adhesion; cell-cell junction assembly; intermediate filament bundle assembly. Gene Ontology annotation, cellular component: adherens junction; cytoplasm; plasma membrane. The coding region runs from base 195 to 2396 and encodes 733 amino acids. Lineage: Eukaryota; Metazoa; Chordata; Aves; Passeriformes; Pipridae. The record is from RefSeq and is a predicted model, not a curated record. Gene Ontology annotation, molecular function: cadherin binding.
GUGUGCCUGCUCACACGCCGGGGAGCCGAGCUGGGAGCAGGAGCCCUGAGACACUCUCGGCCAGGGGACGUAUGGCAAGGAGGGGCUCGGCAGAUUAACCCCAGUCCGAGCCGGUCCGCGGUCGCCCCGUGUCGUGCACGCUCAGGUGAAGUGCAGCCCCCUGUCCCCCCGAGCCCCACGGUCUGAUCGCAGCCAUGCUUCACUCUCCACUGAAAACAGCCCUGGCAUAUGAAUGCUUCCAAGACCAGGCCAGUUCCACGCUGGCUCUGCCCUCGGACCACAAGCUGAAGACCAAGGGCACGGGAAAGCAGCGGGUCCAGGAGCAGGUGAUGAUGACGGUGAAGCGGCAGAAGCAGAAGUCGUCCGUGUCAUCGAGCGUGGGCCACUCGAACAGAGGUUCCAUGUAUGAUGGUUUAGCUGAUGGUUAUGGCUACGGGACAUCCCGGGGCAGCUACUACACCAAAACCCAAACAGGGAACAGCAGCUGGGGAUACCCGCUGUACAACGGGACCCUGAAGCGGGACGUGGAGAACAGGCGCUACAGCUCCUACAGCCAGAUGGAGGGCUGGGGCAACAAACACUACGGCAAGGCCGUGUGCAGCCCCCGCGCCGGCAGCGACUACUGCUUCGUGCAGAACAUCAAGAGCAGCCGCAGCGAGCCCGACCUCUACUGCGAACCCCCCCGGGGCACCCUCAGGAAGAGCCAGGUCGGGGGCCGGGCCGAGCACAAGACGACCCUGAACCGUCAGAGCAUCUACAGCAGCUGCAGCACCCAGCAAGGAACUACCAGGACAAGUAAAAAAAUGCCAGCACGGGCCCUCUCCUGCCCCUCCAGCAACAAGCCCGACGUGGUCUAUGCCCAGCCGGUGAUGAGCUGCAAGCAGGACGCGGUUUAUGGGCAGGCUCAGUCCAGCUCCAAAAUGUGUGGUGAUGAGAUAGAUGCCGGGACAAUGACCAUCCAGAAAGCCAUACAGCUCCUGUGCUCCUCUGAUGACAAAUACCAGGCCAUGGGUGCUUACUACCUCCAGCACACCUGCUUCCAGGAUGAGUCUGCCAAGCAAGAGGUCUAUCGGCUGGGGGGCAUCGCCAAGCUCGUGGAGCUGCUGCGCAGCACGAACCAGAACGUCCAGCGGGCAGCAGCCGGGGCCCUCCGGAACCUGGUCUUCAAGAAUCCAACCAACAAGAUCGAAACCCGGCGGCAGAACGGGAUACGGGAGUGCGUGAGCCUCCUCCGGAGGACGGGGAACACCGAAAUCCAGAAGCAGCUGACAGGAUUGCUCUGGAACCUCUCCUCCACUGAUGAAUUAAAAGAAGAAUUGAUACAGGAGGCCCUCCCUGUCCUGACAGACUGUGUUAUCAUCCCUUUUUCUGGCUGGUCUGACAGCAGCUGCAAUAGGACAAGAGAAAUUAUUGACCCAGAGGUGUUCUUCAAUGCCACAGGGUGUUUGAGAAACCUGAGUUCUGCAGACAUGGGGCGCCAGACCAUGAGGAAUUACCCUGGUUUGAUUGAUUCUGUCAUGACUUAUGCCCAGAACUGUGUGGCUUCCAACCGACCUGAUGAUAAGUCUGUGGAGAACUGCAUCUGCAUCCUGCACAACCUCUCCUACCGCCUGGAUGCCGAGGUUCCCAACAAAUACACCCAGCUCAACCACAUGGCCCGCAGCGUUUACAUGGACAAAACUCUCACAGGCUGUUUCAACAGCAGGAGUGGGAAAAUGGAGAAUGAUGAGUAUGGUGUCCCCCUUCCCGAGGAGGAUUUUAAACCCAAAGGACCCAGCUGGCUCUACCACUCCGAUGCCAUCCGCACCUACCUGUCCCUGAUGGAUCAGAGCAAGAAGGAUGCCACCCUGGAAGCUUGUGCUGGAGCUCUGCAGAACCUCACUGCGAGCCGAGGGCUGAUGUCCAACGCCAUGAGCCAGUUGAUUGGCCUGAAGGAGAAGGGAUUGCCUCGCAUCGCACGGCUCCUCCAGUCCAACAGCUCCGAAGUCGUCCGCUCUGGGGCCUCUUUGCUGAGCAACAUGUCCCGGCACCCUGUUCUCCACAAAACCAUGGCUCACCAGGUGCUCCCAGAUGUAUCACGUCUCCUGUCGUUCCAGUCUGGAAACACCAGCAGCUAUGGAGAGAUCAUGACAUCAGCUUGUUACACUCUGAGGAACCUCAUCAUGUCCAACCCCCACCUGGGAAAGUCUUACUUGUCAAGCAACAUGCUCAAUAAUGUAGUGAGCCUGUGCCGAAAUGGCUCCUGUCCAAAGGCGGCCGAAGCCGCUCGCCUCCUCCUGACAGAUCUCUGGUCCAACAGGGAGCUCCAGAGUGUGCUCAAGCAGCAAGGGUUUGAUAAGAACAUGAUGGGAUCUUUAGCUGGAACGACCUUCAGGACCCUCUCUUCCAGAUUUUAGGAGCCUCUCCAUGCACGUUCAGGCUGAAGAAUUUGGAAUUGGUUCAUGUCCAAGAAGACAACCCUUCCACGAUUACUUAGGAAGUUAAAGGUGUAGAAUGUUUCUGAGUUUAACUCAACUGUAAAGCAAACUAAACAUGUGGAUUUCAUGUGGAUGAUACUGAUAUUUUUAAGCAUUUUCUUCUUUUUAGCGGGAGAAGGGACUUUUAUAUACUUUCUUGAGGUCAAUAAUUAUUUUUUUUGCCAAGAGUGUGUCUGUGUAAGUCUGUGCUGUGCAUGUGUGUGCAGGCAGCACACGGGCACAUGCCGUGAGUAGGAUCUUCCUGCAGGCUUAGUCCCCUGCCCUCCUCCCAAAAUCGUGCAGUUUAACCCCCUUGCAGACUUUUAUUCCAAUUCCACCCAAUCCAUGUACCAAACACUGCCACACUACAAAUCUGUCACGACCCAUUUUUAUCCACAAAUACAAAAAAAUGUCAGUUUUAGGCCGAGUUCCCCCCGUUGCUCAUGGCUGUUACCAACAGACACACACACAUCCCUGCUCUUCUUUCCAAGGCUGGUUAUUCCCAACCUUUAUGAACAUGGGUUUCUUCUCCGCUUAGCAUUUUUUUCUCUGAUAGUUAUUUAGUAUUUUUCUUUCCUGUCACAUGAACUCUUUGUCUCAAGAAGCAAAUUGACACCUGCAAAUACUCUCCCGGGUCUCAGUAACCCUUCUCUGAAGCUGAAUAUUGAGGGGACAGUUGCAACACAUCUGCAGAGCAGGAGCAUUCCUGGGUCCUGAUCCACUCUGAGCACCAGAACAACUCAAUCUCGUGACUGAACCUGGACAAACGUGGCAUUUGAGAAGCAGAGCAGGACAGGCAAAGUGGUUUUUCCCCCAGGAUCACUGACUGCCAUACGAGAAUGAAAAAUGAGGGAUUUUUAAUCACAUUUUGGUUUUAAUGAUCAAUGUAAAGAAGUAGUAUUAAUGUGCAAAGGAAUGUAAGCAUUUGUGUGAUGUCAGGUUUGGAAAUAUUUUUAUUUCUUGGGAUCUUUAAUUGCAUGAAUCUCCCUGUGAUGCUGAGGCUGUGAUAGGGGACUGCUGAGUUCAUUUUAGGGCAACCCAGUUCUUAUGACUGUUGUCCCUCCAGGAGAAAAACAUCCUCUACGUGUCCCUGGAGGGAACACAGCUCAGAUCCACAGGUAGAGGACCAGCUGAAGAUGCAUUUGCUGGCUGUCCCACACAUGUGGUUAUUGUGAUGGUUAUUCUUCAAACUGUGCAAGGGCUCAGGACCCCACUUUUCAAACAUCAGGGGUUCAGGAUGUGCUUUGGGAUGGAUGGAUUAUUAGCCUAGAAAUGGAAAAAUGGUCUCAUUUUUUGCAGGUGUCAGACUCCCAGAUCAGUGGGAAUCAGCCUGUCCCUGUUCCCAUCCACGGGGUGAUUUGUGCCAGCUGAAGAAACACCCAUGAGGUUGAGAUUUGCUCUGGCACAGCUCCAGAGCUAAGAGACAGGGUGGCACUUGUUGGUCCCCCCUCUAGAGCACAGGGAGCUCAUGUACACAGAGGGAGACUCUCUACCAGCUGGUUUUCCUCUUGGACUACAAAGGGUGGCUUAAUCUAGUGCACUUUAAUGAGCAGCAGCUCUUUGCCUGCCUUCACCCACGUUCAGUCGAGAGCUUUCUGUGCCGAGCUCGCAGCCAAAUGAGAAAGGGAAAAAAGCACCUUUGAAGUGGAGAGUUAGAACCAGGAGAAUCUGGUAGGACAGUUUCAGGAGCGUUUAAAUAGCAGCUCAGGAGCCCCAGCCCGUGGGCAGGCCCUUGCCAGCAGUUCCCUCACUGGAUGUGUAUUCCCAGAUGCACAGUUCCAAAUGUUUUCGGCAGAACCCAAGACUCCAGAUGUCCAAAAGUUGUUGCAGCAUCCCCAGGAUCGUUUCAGUUUUGGUGUAAAAGCAUGUUGGGUGCAAUUUUGCAUUCAGAUUUGUUCCUGUAAUUACAUGUUCAACAGGAGUCCUGGGAGUUAAUGGUUUUCUCUGUAAAACUAAUUGGGGGAACCUGACUACAAAAUGGAAUGAUGGAAUCUUGAGGAAAUUCUUUCUAAUUGGCUGUUGUUUAGGCUUUAUUUUAAAACACUGCUGCUGCUUUCACUCGUGAUGCAGUUACUGAAUCACUGUAUAAGGCACAAGGAGCCGUAGCUAUAUGAUCAUCAGCUCACAAUUAAAUUUACAAGUACUGGAGAUUUCAUUAGGAAGUCUUAGACUUCAAGAGACAGAUACGUCAUUCACAUAAAUUUUAUUUAAGAAAAAUUAUUACAGUCGUUCUUAUUACAGUUGUUUUUCCAAAGCUAAUAAAAUGAUAGAAAUAAAAUCUGUCUCCAUCCUCAGAGAUCUUCAAAACGUGACUGGGCACAGCCCUGAGCAAUCUCACCUGGCUUCCACGUUAUCCCUGCCUUGAGCUGGGCAGACCAGAGAGGUUUCUUCCAAUGGAAUUACUUUUAUGAUGCUGUUUUUUACUGCUUUCAUACCUCAAAACAGAGCUAACUCAAGAGAGCAGUUGGCUGCAUGAACUGUAACUGCUCUGCCAUCCCAGGGCUGCUUUGCAGCUAUUUCUUCCCCAAAAAAUUCUCUAGAAAUGGAUACUCAACUCUAUUUUCUUCCCAGUCUCUCUGUUUAAAAUCUGGACUACAGACUCCACCCAAGUCAGUGAAGAGAAAGGAAAAUCAGACUUACUGGAAGUUCAUAACCAGCACUUCUGGGCGCUCAGUGAGGUUCCUUCCAUCAUAAAUUAAUGCUGUUUUCACCUCUAAGAUUUUUUUUUUCAUUCCAGGGAGGUAUUCCUUCUUAAAGGCAUAUUUUUAACUGUGACAUCCUCUUUGAUGAGCUGGCUUGCUGUUUCUUGCUUCUUUAAGAGCCAAGGUGGGGCACCCCCCCAGUGAGAGGGACACUGGCAGGUCUGAGGCACACGCUCUGGGAUGUAGAGAUGGAGAAUUUCUGAGGAGGGAAGGACCACAACCAGCAGCACCAUUAGCUCUGCCAGCAGCAGAAAUAAGAGCACUUGGGGCCUGAUUUGUGCACAGGACACACAACCAUGUAAAUAAAUACCACACUUGUUUGUCCUGGGCGUAACAGAGCUUUUUUGGUCUAAUUUCUGGUAAAUGCUUUGUCUGUUUUGUGUCUGUACAAUCCAACCCACCCCAGCAUUUCAGAAGCCUCAUGGACGAGUAGAAGGCAGUAGGCAGUUUUCUUCCUCUCUGAACACACACCAGUUUGAGACCAACUCAGCCUACAGGUCCAUAGCUAUACAGUGUAUUCUGUAAGAUAGAGGUAUGUGAGAAUAAUAUAUCAGAGUUUUGUUUUGGCUGUACUGUAUGUAUUUGCUUCAUUGGAAAAGCUAAAAUCAAUAAAAAUUGCUGGAAUUUCUUCAA